AUGGCUUCAGAUGGGAAAGGUUGUCCUAAAGAUUCUACAAAAGAAUCAAAUACUUUUGGUGUGGAUGACAUUCUGACACAGAUUGGAGAGUUUGGAAAGUUUCAACGAUAUAUUUAUAUUAUAAUUUUUCUAGUGACUAUAUUUCAUAACAUAAUAUCAGUUGGAUUUGUUUUUACUGCGAGCCCAGUUGUUUAUAGAUGUCGGAUUCCAGAAUGUGAUAAAUCGGAAAGUUUGUACGAAAAACCAUGGACAGAUUUUUCGAUACCCAAAACUGCAUCUGGUAAGCUUGAUAAGUGCCAACGUUACAAAGCUUUCAAUUCCUCCAAAGAUGGCCAGCAAUAUUGCAAUGCAGAAAACUAUGAUCAAGAGCUGCAAACAGACUGUGGUCAUGAUUUCAUAUUCCGCGAUAAAGAAGUUACCAUUUCUAAUGAUUUUAAAAUCUUUUGUUCAGACGAAUGGAAGCUUGCAAUGGUUGGGACCAUAAAUAAUCUGGGACAAUUUAUUGGAAUACCUUUGGGUGGACUUAUUUCUGACAGAUAUGGCCGACGUUUGGUCAUAGUGUGUGGAACUUUCAUAAGUGCCGUUUUAGGUACAGCCCGUUCUUUUUCACCAAACUAUACUAUUUUCCUAAUCUUGGGUUUUCUUGACAACUUAUUUGGAUCAAGUCUCUACGCAACCGUAUUCGUUUUGGGGCUGGAAAUUGUUGGUCCUAAGGCUCGAGUUCCCGGUUGUACAUUUAUAGGAAUGUGUACAAGUAUUGGAUCAUUUCUAUUAGCUGUAAUAGCGAAAUAUUUUCACGAUUGGCGUUUAAUUGAGCGGGCAUUCUAUAUUCCUGCUUUAGGAUUUAUAAUACUGCCAUUGAUACUUCCGGAAAGUUUUCGAUGGCUACUUUCCCAAGGCAAAGAAGAUGAAGCUAUUAAAACUCUCCAAAAAGCUGCAAAAAUCAAUAAACGCGAACUUUUUGACUCCAGUAUUCAACAAUUACUUAAAUCUAACUGUCAAAAUGUACAAACUGUCAAAACAGAAGAAAAUAACUCUCCAAUAAUUGCGGCUUUUAAGAUUUUCCCUUGGAGAAUUAUCAAUUGUUCAUUGUGUUGGUUCACAAAUGUUAUGGUCUUUUAUGGACUCAAUUUAAAUUUAGAUCUCCUUGGUGGUGGAGACAAAUACAAUAAUUUUAUGUUUGUUAUAUUGAUUGAAAUACCAGCUUUACUAUUGCCAUUUUUGACCAUUAAUCGUUUCGGUAGACGGUAUUCUAUAUUUGGAUUUAUGUUGUUGAGUGGAGUUUUUAUAACAGUUAUGAAUUAUGUCAGUUCUGAAUUUGUGACUCUACAAUUGAUGCUGUAUCUCUUGGGAAAAAUGACAAUAACGGCAUCAUUUCAAACCUUAUACUUCUUCACAUCAGAAGCAUUCCCAACAAGCGUUCGAAAUAGUUUGUUGUCGUUUUGUUCGAUGGUUGGACGUUUUGGUUCGAUGGUGGCGCCACAAACUCCACUUAUGGCCAAAUACUAUGCAUCAGCACCGGCUCUCCUUUUUGCAAGCUGUGCCAUCUUAUCUGGCUCUUUGGCGUUGUUCCUUCCAGAGACAAAAGACAUAGUUUUGCCAUCAACAUUAGAGGAAGCCGAAAAGAUGGGACAAAAGGAUGCUGAUGUCGAAUCAGAAAUCAAAGAAAAACUUUUAAAAUCAAAAGUUUAG
Molecule: messenger RNA, 1692 nt
Organism: Episyrphus balteatus (marmalade hoverfly)
Lineage: Eukaryota; Metazoa; Arthropoda; Insecta; Diptera; Syrphidae
Product: solute carrier family 22 member 3-like
Exons: 6
Coding region: 1-1692 (563 amino acids)
Biological process (GO): transmembrane transport
Cellular component (GO): membrane
Molecular function (GO): transmembrane transporter activity
Source: RefSeq, a predicted model, not a curated record